GAAAAGAUUGGGGCAGAGUAUCAAUCUGGAUGAGAAAAUGGCAUUUGCUCAGUCUAAUAUUGUCAAAGGCUUUACAGCGAUUGAAAAUCUGUUGAAGAGCUCUUCAUGGAGUUAUGCAACAGGAGAUGAAGCCCAACUUGUAUCUUUUCUCCUAGGCUCCUAGCUCUACGUGCUGUUCAUUUCGGCUGAUGUUUUCUUGGCUCCCCAGAUCCUUAAAGCAACAAAAAGAUUUCAAAUUGAUAUGUCUCCUUUCCCCACCCUCGUGAGACUGAAUGAAGUAUAUUCUGAGCUUUCAGCGUUCCAGUCAGCUCUUCCUGAAAGGCAGCCGGAUGCUCACGCCUCCUCAUAAGACCUGCAAUACAGUUUUCACAGAGAAUUUCAAGCUCAAGAAUCUGUGGCAACUUCGUGUUACCGCUUACCAACCAAUAUGGCAUCGUUCACUGCUUAUAAGUGGUUAGGGAACUUCAACAAUUUCAUUCAUCUUCAUGGUAUUAUCAAGUGUUGGGAGGAUUCUGGAACAAGAAUAAAGUAUAGAAAUUGGAUUUGGUUGAGGAAAAUAUGCAGCACGUGCUUGCUGAGCCUUCUCCUCCAGAUUAUGUUCAUUUCAGCUGAUACAGACCCUAAAGAUGCUGUUGCUCUCACUUCCUUGGGGAAUCUGUGGAAGAACAAGCCAUCAAACUGGGUAGGUCUUGAUCCUUGUGGCGAUAGUUGGAUUGGGAUUAGAUGCACAGACUCUCGUAUAACCUCAAUAACGCUUUCGAGUUUGGGCCUUGAAGGCACACUUUCUGGAGAUAUUCAGUCAUUGACAGAGUUACAGGCUCUGGAUCUGUCUUAUAACAAGGGUUUAACUGGAGGACUUCCAGCAUCAAUUGGCAGUCUGAUUAAACUUCAGAACUUGAUCCUUGUUGGUUGCAGUUUUUCUGGUGAAAUACCACCUGAAAUAGGCUCUCUGAAAAAUCUUGUUUUUCUCUCUUUGAACUCUAAUCGCUUUACUGGAAGUAUACCUGCAACCAUCGGUAAUCUAUCAAACCUUUAUUGGCUAGAUUUGGCAGAUAACCAGCUUUCAGGAACAAUCCCUGUAUCCAAUGGCACAACUCCUGGUCUUGAUUUAUUAACUCAUACCAAACACUUCCAUUUUGGUAUGAACCAACUUUCCGGUGAGAUCUCAAGUAAACUUUUCAGCUCAGACAUGAUUCUAAUACAUGUGCUUUUUGAUGACAAUAAGCUGACUGGAAGCAUCCCAUCAACACUAGGACUUGUAAAAGCUUUGGAGGUUGUGCGCUUGGACCGUAAUUCCUUAACUGGGCCUGUUCCUACCAACAUCAACAACCUCACAAAAGUUGCUGAGUUGCAUCUGUCCAACAACAAGCUGACAGGACCCCUGCCAAACUUAACUGGGAUGAAUGCGCUUGCUUACCUGGACAUGAGCAACAACACCUUUGAUGCACCAGAUGCUCCUCCGUGGUUCUCCACAUUGCCUUCAUUGACAACAUUGUAUUUAGAAAAUUUAAGGAUUGGGGGGCAGGUUCCAGAGGAGUUAUUCAGUUCUUCACCAUUGCAGUCUGUGAAUUUACGGGCCAACCAUUUUAAUGGCACUCUAAAUAUCGGCUCUGGCUUCAGCAAUGAACUUCAACUUGUUGAUUUGAGGAACAAUCUUAUUGAUCAGGUUACAGUUGGAGGAUACAAGAAGGGUUUAUUACUUAUGGGUAAUCCAUUCUGUACUGAAAAUGGACCAGAUUUCCUGUACUGCAAACCUCUGAAAAAAUUAGCUCCUUCCUAUUCCACACCAAAGAACUGUGUGCCUUUCGUCUGUCCUUCAGGCCAAGAUUUAAGUCCUAAAUGCAAAUGUGCAUAUCCAUAUAGCGGCACUCUAUUUUUCAGGGCUCCUAAAUUUUCAGAUCUGGAGAAUAUAACAUAUUAUCAAAGUCUAGAAGCAAGUCUGAGAACUUCAUUUAUGAAAAGACAACUUCCUAUAGACUCGGUUUCCCUUAAGGAUCCCUCUACAGAUUCUAAUAACUACCUGAAUAUCAUUCUGGAGGUCUUUCCAGCUGGAGUAGACCGUUUCGAUCAGUUAGAUAUCCUCAACCUUGGUUUUAUUCUCAGUAAUCAAACUUUCAAACCUCCAAGCAUUUUCGGGCCAUUUUAUUUCAUGGCAGAACAAUAUAGUGCUUUUCGAGCUGUACCAUCCUCCAGCCCGAAAAAAUCAAGUAACACAACUGCGAUAAUUGGAGCAGCAGUUGGUGUAGCAGUUCUUGUAAUGAUAAUGGCAGUUAUUGCUGUUUUUGUUGUUAGAAAGAAGAAGAAAUCUGAGAAGUAUAGGGAACAGACCCAACCUUUUGAAUCCUGGGAACCUUCGAGAAACAUCGGCGCUGCUCCUCAGCUAAAGGGAGCAAGAUGGUUUUCUUUUGAAGAAAUAAAGAAAUGCACCAACGACUUUUCAGGAGCUAAUGACAUUGGAUGUGGUGGCUAUGGGAAGGUGUAUAGAGGGACCCUUAGCAAUGGGCAACUGAUAGCAGUAAAAAGAGCUCAGCAGGGAUCUACGCAAGGAGGUCUUGAAUUUAAAACUGAGAUUGAAUUGCUGAGUAGAGUUCACCAUAAGAACCUUGUCAGUCUUAUUGGAUUUUGUUUCGAGCAAGGAGAACAAAUGCUUGUUUAUGAAUAUAUUCCGAAUGGUUCACUGAAAGAAAGUCUAUCAGGUAAAUCUGGAAUCCAUCUAGACUGGAAAAGAAGACUUAGAGUUGCAUUAGGCACAGCUCGAGGUCUUGCUUAUCUUCAUGAGCUUGCAGACCCUCCGAUAAUACAUAGAGACAUCAAAUCAAGCAACAUCCUCUUAGAUGAUGUUUUGAAUGCAAAAGUCUCCGAUUUCGGUCUAUCCAAACCCAUGGGGGAUGAUAAUAAGACUCAUGUUACCACUCAAGUUAAAGGCACUAUGGGUUACUUGGAUCCUGAAUACUACAUGACUCAACAAUUAACCGAGAAGAGCGAUGUGUAUGGUUUCGGCGUCUUAUUACUCGAGCUCAUAACCGCAAAAAAGCCUAUAGAGCGAGGGCGAUAUGUUGUAAGAGAGGUCAGGAUCAAAAUGGACAAAACAAUGGAUUUAUAUGGUCUCCAAGAGCUCAUUGAUCCAAUGAUUGGACUAGGGACUACCCUUGGCGGGUUUGAGAAAUUUGUUGAUCUGACUGUAAAAUGUGUGGCAGAAAUGGGAGUUGAUCGGCCUACGAUGAGCGAAGUAGUGAAGGAGCUCGAGAUAAUAAUGCAUAUAGCUGGUAUGAACCCGGGUACUGAAUCUGCAUCUUCUUCAUCGGUGAGCUACGAAGCGACGAGCAGGGGAACAACAGGCCAUCCUUAUGGAAGUGAAUCUGCCUUUGAUUAUAGUGUUGGGGUGCCUCCAUCCAAAGUUGAACCCAAGUGCGUGCUAGUAAUUUGACAUAUACGCGUUAUGGUUUUAGCCACAUUUGAUAAGCGAGGUGACAAAGUUUUUCAAAAUUCACUGCAUGCUUCUCCCACCAAAUAAUACGAGGGGGAACUUCUGUGUGCUUCGACUGUUGAGCCAGUGAAUUGAAAUUGUAAGAACG
Asparagus officinalis (garden asparagus) is the source of this 3575-nucleotide messenger RNA. RefSeq names its product probable leucine-rich repeat receptor-like protein kinase At5g49770. Gene Ontology annotation, biological process: protein phosphorylation. The coding region runs from base 428 to 3427 and encodes 999 amino acids. The record is from RefSeq and is a predicted model, not a curated record. Gene Ontology annotation, molecular function: protein kinase activity; ATP binding; protein binding. The transcript has 25 exons. NCBI's taxonomy places the organism in Eukaryota, Viridiplantae, Streptophyta, Magnoliopsida, Asparagales, Asparagaceae.